AUGAAUCAACUUGAGAGCAAUAAUUGUCCCAAAUUUAAGGUGGAAUGCUCUCUCCGAACUCUGUCAAAAAACAAUGUGGACAUCUCCAAAAAGAAACACAAUGGACCUAUCUAUUGCAUUAAAUUUAGUAAUGGAAAUGGACAAUACUGUAUGAGUGCCGGAGGAGACAAAAUAAUUAAAUUAUUUAAUCCUUUUAAAUCAUUUUUUGUACUGAAAGAAUAUAAAGGUCAUGGAUAUGAAGUAUUUGAUUUGGAUAUAUCAACGGACAACAAUUUCUUUGUGAGUGCCAGUGGAGAUAAAUCUGUAUUCUUAUGGGAUAUUUCAACAGGAGAAGUAAAGAGAAGAUUUAAAGAGCAUAAAGGAAAAGUGAAUUGUGUCAAAUAUAGCAACAAUAAUGAAGUGGUAAUUUCAGGUUCAUAUGAUAGAACAAUGAAAAUAUGGGACAUGCGAUCCUCAUCAUUCAAAUCCAUUCAGACUAUGAACGAUUUUCAAGAUAGUGUUUCUAGCAUUGCAUGCUCUGAUACAAGCAUUUUGGCAGGAUGCGUUGAUGGCACAGUUCAUAAUUAUGACAUUAGAAUGGGAAAACUAAAAGUAGAUCAUAUGGGAGCAAGUAGUAUUGGUCAUGUUUCAUUCACCAGCGAUUUUUUGUGUUAUUUAUGUAGUUCAUUAGAUUCCACAAUUUCAAUGGUAGAAGUAAGCAGUGGAAAUAUAUUAAGAGUGUUUAAGGGACACCAAAACGAAAAGUAUCAAAUCAAACAUACACUUUCGAACAAUGACAAGUAUGUGUUGAGUGGUGAUGAGAGAGGAAGGAUCUUUCGAUGGGAUUUAACCACUGAAGCAUGUGAGGAAGUUAUUGAUCCUGAUUACCUCCUUACAUCGUCCACCAAUGCAUCAAGUGGCAUUGACGAAAUUAUUUCUAUUGACUAUCAUCCAACAGGUAGGUUAUACAGACAAUUUGGUACACGUUAUAGUUGA
Molecule: messenger RNA, 975 nt
Organism: Naegleria fowleri
Lineage: Eukaryota; Heterolobosea; Eutetramitea; Acrasida; Naegleriidae
Exons: 3
Coding region: 1-975 (324 amino acids)
Biological process (GO): mRNA splicing, via spliceosome
Cellular component (GO): catalytic step 2 spliceosome
Molecular function (GO): protein binding
Source: RefSeq, a predicted model, not a curated record